CAAGACCUCCAUAUCUGUGAGUACGACAUGCGGGGAUACCCAGGUCUGCAUGUCGACUAGCAGAGUCCGGAGUCACCUUAUGUGGCCAGGAUGUCGAAUCCCGGGAUCUUUCCCUGCUGCUCAUCCCUGCUCUCCAACGAUCAGGCUAACUGUACAGGUACCUGCAGCUUCAAAUACCCAGAGAGGGGCAACACAUGUGUGCUGAGAGAUUGCCGAAGACAAUUCUGCCAUAACACCCGUCGAGGUCUUACUUGAGGCACGAGUAUAAAUCUAGCGAGCCGCCUCGGUGUGAUUUCGUAUCCUCAGCACCAGCCAAUAUGAAGCACACUAUUCUGCUCACUGCUGCUGCCAGCAUCGUGUCAGCCAAAGGAUGGAGCCCUUACCACAGUCCCGUCUCCUCGAACGCCUCAUUGGCCUUCGAAACAACCAUUAGAGUCAAUGCGGAGCAGAGAUACCAAAAGAUGCUUGGUGGUGGUUGCUCUGGCGCUUUCGGCGCGGCGUGCACAACCAACACUCUUUCGGCAGCCGACCAAGACGCCGUGGUCAGAACACUCUUUGACGAGAACGUCGGCGCCCUCUCGAUCCUCCGCAAUCUCAUUGGAUCAUCCCCAGGUUCGACCAUACUUCCAACAUGCCCGGCAACACCUGCUGGCCCAUUUAACUACACCUUCCCUUCCAACAACGACAGCUGUCAGUUGACUUUGGCUCAAGGUGCACUCAGAUACAACCCAGACCUUUACCUGUAUGCAGAUGCAUGGUCAGCUCCAGGCUGCUUCAAGACGACUGGUCGCGAGGCUGGGGGUGGUUUCAUCUGCGGCGUUCGACGCUCCAAUUGCACUUACGACUGGCGUGAAGCUUACGCCAAUUACUUGCUCGAGUAUGUGAAGCUUUACCAGCAGCGUGGUAUCAAAGUCUCUCUCCUCGGUGCCUACAACGAACCCGAUUUUAACCCUGUCACCUACUCUGCGAUGUUGUCUGAUGGUUACCAAGCCUAUGACUUUCUCAGUAUCUUCUAUCCUAUGGUCAAGAAGGCCUUCCCCAGUUUGGCCGUGUCCUGCUGUGACUCGACCGGGGCGCGUCAACAGCGAGACCUGCUAGCCGAACUUGGCCGUCUUGGUGGCAAGACCCUCUUCGAUGUUAACACCUACCACAACUAUCAGUCUGAUGUUAAGAGACCAUUCGAUGAUCUGUUGGCUGGACAGCCUACUCUAGAAACUGAAUGGAGCGAUGGUGGUAACACCUGGACUAGGACUUGGGACGUUACCGGCAACAACUUUGAAGGCUUCCAAUGGGCCAUCUACAUGCAUAACGCAUUCCGUAACAAUGUAGCAGGUUGGAGUCAUUGGUGGUGCAGCUGGACCAGCCCCACUGAUGCUUCUCUCGUUCAGGUGAACGGCACUUCUUAUCAGGUUUCGGCCCGUUUGUGGGCCUUUGCAGGCUACUUCCGCUUUGCCCGUCCCGGCGCCGUGCGUCUGUUCGCAGAUACAAGCGUGGAAGAGGUCUAUGUCACUGCAUGGCAAAACACAAACGGCACUAUCGCCAUCCCCGUCAUCAACGCUGCGCACUACGCAUACACUCUGGACGUGCAGUUGUCUGCUACAAAUGUAUCUCUGGCUACUGCUUACUUGACCGAUAAUGAUCACAAUGUCACUAAAGCUGGUCAAUUUGCGUUCGAAGGUGGAAGGUUUACAGCACAGAUUGAGCCCAGAUCUAUGAAGACGUUCUUCCUGGAGGAAGCGGUCUAGGCGUAUACAUGUCCGAUCCGUCGCGGCGAUGCUGCUAGUUACCUCGUAGAUAACUAUUCUUUUCACGCCAUGGCAUCACCUACAUCACUGUCACGAUCAGCACACGAUAGUAUAGCACAAUUGACAUCAAACUUUCCUU
Messenger RNA from Aureobasidium subglaciale EXF-2481, 1884 nucleotides. RefSeq names its product glycoside hydrolase family 30 protein. The transcript has 2 exons. The coding region runs from base 318 to 1745 and encodes 475 amino acids. Lineage: Eukaryota; Fungi; Ascomycota; Dothideomycetes; Dothideales; Saccotheciaceae. Gene Ontology annotation, biological process: sphingolipid metabolic process. The record is from RefSeq and is a predicted model, not a curated record. Gene Ontology annotation, molecular function: glucosylceramidase activity.